AUGCGUGUGCUGGCCAGUGUUGGUUUGUUGCUAUUGCUGGUCAUCGGCCACCCCAGAAGCCUAGGACUGAAGUGUGGAAUUCGCAUGGUCAACAUGAAAAGUAAGGAACCUGCCGUGGGAUCUAGAUUCUUCUCUAGAAUUAGUAGUUGGAGAAAUUCAACAGUGGCUGGACAUCCGUGGCAGGUCUCCCUAAAAUCACAUGAGCACCACUUCUGCGGAGGAAGCUUGAUUCAAGGAGAUCGUGUUGUUACAGCAGCACACUGCCUGGACAGCCUCAGUGAGAAGCAACUGAAGAACAUAAUUGUGACUUCUGGGGAGUACAGCCUCUCUCAGAAGGAUGAGCAAGAACAGAAUAUUCCUGUCUCAAAAAUUAUUACCCAUCCUGAAUACAACAGCCAUGAAUAUAUGAGUCCUGAUAUUGCACUGCUGUAUCUAAAACACAAAGUUAAGUUUGGAACUGCUGUUCAGCCAAUCUGUCUUCCUGACAGUGAUGAUAAAGUUGAAUCAGGAGUUAUUUGCUUGUCCAGUGGAUGGGGCAAGAUUUCCAAGACAUCAGAAUAUUCAAAUGUCCUACAAGAAAUGGAACUUCCCAUCAUGGAUGACAGAGCAUGUAAUAUUGUGCUCAAGAGCAUGAACCUCCCUCCCCUGGGAAGGACCAUGCUGUGUGCCAGCUUCCCUGAUGGGGCAGUGAACGCCUGCCAGAGGGACUCUGGAGGACCACUGGUUUGUAGAAGAGGUGGUGGAAUCUGGAUUCUUGCUGGGAUAACUUCCUGGGUGGUCGGUUGUGCUAGAGAUUCAGCUCCUCUAAGAAAUAACCAUAUGAAGGCAUCACUUGUCAUUUUCUCCAAAGUGUCUGAGUUGAUGGAUUUUAUCACUCAGAACCUGUUCACAGGUUUGGAUCAGGGCCAACCCAUCUCAAAAGUGGGUCCGAGGUAUAUCACAAAGGCCCUGAGUUCUGUCCAAGAAGUGAACGGAAGCCAGAGAGGAGAGGGUAUUUUAGACAUGGAAAAGCAAGUUGGAUGUGAUCAUGACUAUGUAUCUUUACAAUCAAGCAAUGGAGUGCUUAUUAGUAAGUAUACCAGAGAUCUCAUGGAAGAUGAUGGAAAACAAAACAAACAUGGAUACGUCUGUGGAAAUAUAUUGCCCUCACCAUUGCUGACAGAGACCGGUGAGACCAUGGUUCCAUUUGUUUCUGAUACAGAAGACGGUGGCUAUGGCUUUGAGCUUACCUUUACUGCCAUACAGAACUCAGAAGCAGGGUCAGGUUGUGGAAGUGUGGCUAUAUUGGUAGAAGGGACAAAUCACUCUGCCAAGUAUCCUGAUUUGUAUCCCAGUAACGUAAGGUGUCAUCAGUUCAUUCAUGCUCCAGAGAAACACAUUAUAAAGUUGACAUUUGAGGACUUUACUGUCAAACUUAGUCCAAACUGUAUUUAUGAUGCUGUUGUGAUUUAUGGUGAUUCUGAAGAAAAGCACAAGUUCGCUAAACUUUGUGGAAUGUUGACCAUCACUUCAAUAUUCAGUGCUAGUAACAUGAUGGUGAUUUACUUUAAAAGUGAUGGUAAAAAUCGUUUGCAAGGCUUCAAGGCUAGAUUUACCGUUUUGCCCUCAGAGUCUUUAAACAAAAUUGAACCAACGUUACCUCCCCAAAACAAUCCUGUAUCUACUAUAAAAGCUAUUCUGCAUGAUGUCUGUGGCAUCCCUCCAUUUAGUCCCCAGUGGCUUUCCAGAAGAAUCGCAGGAGGGGAAGAAGCCUGCCCCCACUGUUGGCCAUGGCAGGUGGGUCUGAGGUUUCUAGGCGAUUACCAAUGUGGUGGUGCCAUCAUCAACCCAAUGUGGAUUCUGACCGCAGCCCACUGUGUGCAAUCGAAGAAUAAUCCACUCUCCUGGACCAUUAUUGCUGGGGACCAUGACAGAAACCUGAAGGAAUCAACAGAGCAGGUGAGAAGGGCCAAACACAUAAUGGCGCAUGAAGACUUUAACACACUUAGUUAUGACUCUGACAUUGCCCUAAUACAACUAAGCUCUCCUCUGGAGUACAGCUCGGCAGUGAGGCCGGUAUGUCUCCCACACAGCACAGAGCCUCCGUUUUCCUCAGAGAUCUGUGCUGUGACCGGAUGGGGAAGCAUCAGUGGAGAUGGUGGCUUAGCAAGUCGCCUACAGCAGAUUCAAGUCCAUGUGUUAGAAAGAGAGGUCUGUGAACACACUUACUAUUCGGCCCAUCCAGGAGGGAUCACAGAGAAGAUGAUCUGUGCUGGCUUUGCAGCAUCUGGAGAGAAAGAUUUCUGUCAGGGAGACUCUGGUGGGCCACUAGUAUGUAGACAUGAAAAUGGUCCCUUUGUCCUCUAUGGCAUUGUCAGCUGGGGAGCUGGCUGUGUCCAGCCAUGGAAGCCGGGUAUAUUUGCCAGAGUGAUGGUCUUCUUGGACUGGAUCCAAUCAAAAAUCAAUGGUCCUGCUUCACUUCAGACAAAUAAUAAAUGCAAAACCUUAAAACAACAAUUGCUACCACCCUCACCUUCGCCAGGCAGUGCAUCUUGGACAGGUGGAUUACAUGGGAGAAGACUUUACUCAAUGACUUUCAUGAGUCCUGGACCACGGGUGAGGGUGACAUUCCAGUCCUUUGUACAAGGUGCAUUUGGCAUAAGCUGUAUAGUCUUGAAAGUCCUAGGUCCAAAGGACAGUAAAAUAACCAGACUUUCCCAAAGUUCAAACAGAGAGCACUUGGUCCCUUGUGAGGAUAUUCUUCUGAUCAAGCCAGAAGGGAUCAUGCAGAUCCCAAGAAAUUCUCACAGAACUACUAUGAGUUGCCAAUGGAGGUUAGUAGCCCCUUUAAAUCACAUCAUUCAGCUUAAUAUUAUCAACUUCCCGAUGAAGCCAACAACUUUGGUCUGUCAUGGUCAUCUGCAUGUUUACAAAGGAUUUGGACCAGGAAAAAAAUUAAUAGCUUCAUUGGCUGGAACGCUAGCAAUGAUACUGACAAAAGACAAAUUAAAACGAGAAAAACGGAAUUUUCUUAACACAUAUAUCAUGCAUAUGUGGGAAAAUUCGGUGUAUGAUAAUAUAAGAAGUGUUGGAAAAAGAAAAAAGAAGAAAUUUGCAUCGAAUUUAAGUUAUAGUAUGGAGGCUGGGAAUUCCAGGAUCCAGGUGCCAGCAGAUUUGGUGCCUGCUGAGGACUCACUUUCUGGUUCUUAG
This is a messenger RNA of Mandrillus leucophaeus (drill), 3189 nucleotides long. RefSeq names its product ovochymase 1 (gene OVCH1). Lineage: Eukaryota; Metazoa; Chordata; Mammalia; Primates; Cercopithecidae. Gene Ontology annotation, biological process: proteolysis. Gene Ontology annotation, molecular function: serine-type endopeptidase activity. The record is from RefSeq and is a predicted model, not a curated record.